Phyllostomus discolor (pale spear-nosed bat) is the source of this 771-nucleotide messenger RNA. RefSeq names its product ferritin mitochondrial (gene FTMT). The record is from RefSeq and is a predicted model, not a curated record. Bases 46 to 771 code for a protein of 241 amino acids. The transcript has a single exon. Gene Ontology annotation, cellular component: mitochondrion; cytoplasm. Lineage: Eukaryota; Metazoa; Chordata; Mammalia; Chiroptera; Phyllostomidae. Gene Ontology annotation, biological process: iron ion transport; intracellular iron ion homeostasis. Gene Ontology annotation, molecular function: ferric iron binding; ferrous iron binding.
GAACCCGCCCGCAUUCAGUUUCCCCACUUGUGAAGAAGAGAAGGCAUGUCAGGUUUCUUGUUCUUUCCCAGGCACAUCAGCACUUCGCUAGUGUCCCUACGCGGCGCGCGCUAUGUCUUCCCUCUGCCACCGCGCAGGGCCACAGGGAGCCCCUCGGUCCCCUGGCCCGCAGCCCCCUGCCGCCGGAUGGCCGCAGCUGCCUCCUCCAAGUGCCCCGCUGGGUCUGCAUCUGGCCCCUCCCGGGUGCGCCAGAACUUCCACCUGGACUCUGAGGCUGCGAUCAACCGCCAGAUCAACCUCGAGCUCUAUGCGUCCUACGUGUACUUGUCAAUGGCCUAUUACUUCUCCCGAGACGAUGUGGCCUUGAACAACUUCUCUAGGUAUUUCCUUCGCCAGUCCCAGGAGGAGACCCUACAUGCAGAGAAGCUAAUGAGGCUGCAGAACCAGCGAGGAGGUAGGAUCUGCCUGCAGGACAUCAAGAAACCCGACCAGGACGACUGGGAAAGCGGGCUGAAUGCCAUGAAGUGUGCUCUGCUCUUGGAGAAAAACGUGAACCAGUCGUUGCUGGAAUUGCACACUCUGGCCUCAGACAAAGGCGACCCCCAUUUGUGCGACUUCCUGGAAACCCACUAUCUAAAUGAGCAGGUGAAGUCUAUCAAAGAACUAGGGGACCAUGUGCACAACUUGAUUAAGAUGGGGGCUCCAGAUUGUGGCCUGGCUGAGUACCUUUUUGACAAACAUACCCUUGGAAAUGAAAACAAUCAGAACUAA